CUUUUGAGACUGUAUCUGGUCACGUUGGUCAUUGCAAUGGCGAUGGUGAGAGAGGGCGUUGUUGUCCCCGAGCCGUCAUGGAUGCGGGAGGGGAACAUGGCGGAAUACAGAGCCGAAGAGGCGGGGUACGAGGGCUCCUGGUUCGCAGUGAAGAUUGUGAAGCUGCAUUACAAGAGCUCGGGGGAACGCAAGGUGUGCCAUCAGGUGUACGUGCAGUACCGCGACUUUACGGUGUCGGAUGACCCUGGCAGUGAGCCCUUGCAUGAGUUUGUGAUGAAGGACCAGCUGCGGCCCUUUCCGCCCGAGCUUCAACAAACGAGAUGGAGGGUGCGUGACGCUGUGGAGACGAUGCACAACGAUGCGUGGUGGGUAGGCUUCAUCAAAUACCACAACUCUAAGGAGAACACCUACCGAGUCUACUAUGGCGUGGGGCAAGCAGAGCUCGAUUUACCGCAUUCUCACAUUAGAUGUCGCCUGGAGUAUGUUCGCCCCUCGGGUUCUGAUCUUCGGUGGAGCUGGAGACGUGUUUGCCCAAUGCAGGAUCCGCCAGCUUGGGGGCCACGGGUGAAUAAGAGAGAGCUGCAGACACAGUCAAGACUGAAGGUGUCCCCACGUCGCCUAGUUUACGAUUCCGAUCACUCUUGGGACGAGGACAAAGGACGAAGGAGAGGGCGUCAACCGACCAAGAGGCCGAGGUUGCAGAGAAAGAGUGUAUCGGGCAAGCCGCGAGCUCGGACGCGGAUUCGCGUGAUCAAGUUUCCGAAGCCCGGGAUGGAGAUCACGACCACGAAUCUGCCGCCGCAUCCGCCAAAGGUGUCAGAGCAAUCAAUCGUCUGCCUCACCCCUGGAUCAUCACCUCCAGCAGACAGUCCUCCCCACGAUUCCAACAUCACGCGCGCAUCGGAUCCCCAGUCGCAAAUUGCACUCGCAACUACAGAACUAUCCCCACAACGAAGGCCAUUGUCGGCGACAUCCUCAUCAUCAUCAACGAGCAGCAGUAACAACUCGGGUUCCAGCUCAAAGUCCAGCUCCGAGGACGUCGAUGCCGAUGGUGACAAUUCCGAAGAGGAUGAAUCUGUGCACACGCGUACCCACAACAGAGGAACAGUGUCAAAGGGGCUACCAGAUUUCUCAAUAUUCACAGAUUUUUCUGCCGACAGGGUCAUUGAGGACCGGGCGGCGUAUAAGAAGCUGUUGGAGAGAUUUCGAGACAGUUCGAAGGGAGUCCUGGACAAAAGGCGGCAUGAGCUCCUGCAAGGCAUCCGGCACGAGCUUCAACUCCCCCUAGAGUUUUGUUGGCAGGCGCACUGUGAAGUGUUCGGCGUCCUCGAGUGAGGGAGGGUAAUGAAAAGUCUUUCAUCUUUCAUUUCCACUGAAUGCUUACCACUUUGUAGAAAAGGGAAUUGCUCGUGGCUGUUUGAAUAAAAGUGGGGGUUUUGAGUGCCCAUCUCAUGUCCUGUACACGGCGUUGGGUGGUCGUAGAUACUCACAAUGCCUUCAAAGGGUUUUGCUGAUGCACACCAUUCGACUCAGAGCAACCUUUCCAUGUUCUGGGACUUCAUCACAACGAUUUUUAUCAUUUUUAAAUUAAAAAAAUUGUUUCCUUCUUGGGCGCGCAAAGGUGCUGUGCCAAAUGGCUCA
Molecule: messenger RNA, 1641 nt
Organism: Physcomitrium patens
Lineage: Eukaryota; Viridiplantae; Streptophyta; Bryopsida; Funariales; Funariaceae
Source: RefSeq, a predicted model, not a curated record